Molecule: messenger RNA, 1386 nt
Organism: Auxenochlorella protothecoides
Lineage: Eukaryota; Viridiplantae; Chlorophyta; Trebouxiophyceae; Chlorellales; Chlorellaceae
Product: Putative methyltransferase NSUN6
Exons: 6
Coding region: 1-1386 (461 amino acids)
Biological process (GO): RNA methylation
Molecular function (GO): methyltransferase activity; RNA binding
Source: RefSeq, a predicted model, not a curated record
AUGAGCGCAUCGCAUCUAGAUGCUGAUGUAACUAUCGAUGCAGAGGGUGUCCGGCACUUGCUGAGCGAGGGCCUGGGCCCUGCCCGCUUCCAGGCGGCCACGCGGCGGCUCAGGGUGCCUCCCCUCACCACCUGCCUGCGCGUGAACUCGGCCCGCGCCAGCCCUGCUGACCUGCUGCGCCUGCUGCGCGGCGCGGCCGAGGCGCAGGGCACGCCCGAGGCGGCGCUGCCCCGCCUGCACCCCCUCAUCCCCGAGGCCAUCCUCAUUCCCGGCAGCGGGCCCCACAGCGUCGACUACUCGGCCGCAGAGGGCCGAGAGGUGGUCAUCGUGCGCAAGGCGGGGGAGGCGGUGCUGCGGGGGGCCGACGUGUUUGUCCCCGGCGUGCUGGCCACCACGCCCGGCCUGUGCCCCGGCGACGUCGUCGUCGUCUCCAUCGCCCUGGAGCGCCCCGGGUCGGAGCGAUACGGCAUCUCGCGCGGCUACCGCCUGGGCUCGGACCCGGGCCUGGAGGCCGGCGUGCCGCCGCGUGUCCGCGUCGGGCUGGGGCGCUGCCUGCUGUCCCGCGCCGACAUGUUCCGGCACGAGCGCGGCGUGGGCGUGGCCCUCGUCGCCAGGGUGGCGCACAUCCGGCGCCUGGCGCGGGAGGCGGGUGUGGAGGCGCUGGUGACGGCGUACCGCGCGGACGCCUGUCGCUGCGUGCGGGGGCUGGCGGCGGGGUCGACCGGCGCGGGCGAGCGGGGGGCGACCUGCGCCGAGGGUGCGGGGCCGGCUGCCGAGCGGGGGCCGUCGAGCGGGCCGCCCCAGGGAGACGUCGCGGGGGCGAGACAUCCUCACGAGUCCCAGCUGGCCGCGCCCAUCAGCGAGGGCCUGCGGCGACGCCUGGAGCGUCAGGCGCUGGCGCGUCAGCGCCACGGCCAGCAACUGAUCCUGUCGGCGCACACGGCAGAGGGCAGGGAGGCUGAGUGCCCCGGCUUUGACCCCGGUUCCUUCGACCACGUGCUGUGCGACGUGCCCUGCUCCGCCCUAGGCCUCAGACCCAGGUUCCGCCACGAGCAGACGGUGGAGGAGCUGGUCGGCACCGCGCAGUACCAGCGCCGCAUCCUGGCCGCCGGCGUGGGGGCGCUGCGCCCCGGCGGCACCAUGGUCUUCUCCACCUGCACCAUCAGUCACCUGGAGAACGAGGCCAACGUGCGCUGGCUUCUGGACAGCUUCCCCCUCCGCCUCGUCCCGGCCCUGCCCAGGCUGGGGGGGCCGGGACUGGUCGCGCCGCAGGCCCAGCCCCCCCUCCUCACGGCCGCGGAGGCGGCCAUGGUGCAGCGCUUUGACCCCGGGGAACCGGCCUCGGACACCAUCGGCUUCUUCAUCGCCAAGUUCGUCAAGCUGUGA